Molecule: messenger RNA, 1175 nt
Organism: Ceutorhynchus assimilis (cabbage seed weevil)
Lineage: Eukaryota; Metazoa; Arthropoda; Insecta; Coleoptera; Curculionidae
Source: the annotation of a GenBank genome assembly
UAAAUAAGUGGGGCAGAUUAGGUAUAGUAGGUAUACAAUAAUUUUAUUUUAAAACAGGUGAACAAGGUGAUAUUUUGAGCGGAACCAUUUGCGACCAAACAGGAUGUCCUCUCUGCGGACAUAAUAAUAAUUAUUAUGGGAUUCUAAUAUAGGUACAUCCAACUCGUGACUAAUUUACCUAGUUAAAAAAAAAAGUGAUUAUCAGUGUUUGAGUGCUGUGUGAAUUAAUUGUACCUGCUCAUAUUCAGCGUUAAUUAGGAAAUAUGACUGAUAUGGAACCACUGAUAACAGUUAAUGACUUGCCUUUGACUUUUGUAGUUAAAUAUUUAGGUAAUUUUCCAGCCAAAGGUCUAUGGGGUAUAAAGCACACAAGAAAACCCGUCGACUCUUUAGUAUCUCAAGCGAAAAAUCUACCACAUGGCAAAAUUCUUCCAAUAGUAUCAGUGGAAGUGUCACAAAGAGGCCUAUCUUUCAAAGAACUUUCUGGUAAACAUCAACAAGACUUUACUGUUGAAGUUAUUUCGUACGGGGUACAAGAUUUAGUUUACACAAGGGUAUUUAGCAUGAUUAUCGUGGCAGAUGAAAGCUUAAAAAGCGCUACUCCAUUUAUAUGUCACAGUUUCGUAUGCGAUUCCAGAGAUCAAGCAAGAAGAAUAACAUACGCUUUGGCAGCAACAUUCCAAGAUUAUGGCAGAAAGGUGAAACAAGAAGCCAAAGAAACUGGUAAACCUCUUAAAAGAUUAGCUAUUGAUUUGAGAACGCCCGAAGAACAAGCGGAAGAUUCUGAUGGGGAAACUGACGCCUGAUUUUAACAAAUUUAAAUAUUAUUUAGGUAUAGAUACACUAAUUACAAUUAAAUAAAAAACAUAGAUAUAAUGAGACUCAAUAUUAUAUAUUAUAUACUCAACAAAAAUUAAAAUUACAGGAAUAAAAAAAAAAUAUUCUAUAAGUAGGUAUGUAUAUGUAUUUUACAUCAACAAGUGCCUGUCGAACCUCAACUCUUGCCUCAAGACCCCAUCAAAUACAGCUUCGGCUUCAAUAAUCUUGAAGUCAGGAUUCUUUUUCAAAAUCCUGCUAUAUUUGCUACGGUUUUCGGGACUGGAAAUUAUGUAGGUUCCUUCUGAGGGAGUUGAAGGGAUUUUUGGUAAGAUUUUUCCACCACAAGACUCAAUUGC